Messenger RNA from Microthlaspi erraticum, 366 nucleotides. NCBI's taxonomy places the organism in Eukaryota, Viridiplantae, Streptophyta, Magnoliopsida, Brassicales, Brassicaceae. The record is from the annotation of a GenBank genome assembly.
AUGCCCAACCUCCGCGAUUUCAUCAGGAACUCUAUCGCGCCUUCCUCUUACUUCAAUUUCACGAGACGGAAUCGAACCAGCGCGCAGGGGUUCCGGCUACCUGGACGCGAUCUCGUGCCUCGCGCUGAGCGAGGAAAAGCGGCUCCUGUACUCGGGAUCUUUUUCACCGGAUCUGCUGAUAGGACGGUGAAAGUGUGGAUGAAGCGAAGGAGACGAAGCAUUUCUUCUCCAAGACGCGCUUCUGAAACAAGACUGCGCGUUACGGCAGCGAUCGAGGUUGAUGUUCGUCUGACGGAACCAUUAAUUUUUGGGAGAGUGAUACAUGAAAAACGGCAGCGUAUUGAAGGCAUAAUCUCUGGGCCGUAG